Zophobas morio is the source of this 981-nucleotide messenger RNA. RefSeq names its product rRNA methyltransferase 2, mitochondrial-like. Gene Ontology annotation, cellular component: mitochondrion. Lineage: Eukaryota; Metazoa; Arthropoda; Insecta; Coleoptera; Tenebrionidae. Gene Ontology annotation, molecular function: rRNA (uridine-2'-O-ribose)-methyltransferase activity. The transcript has 3 exons. Gene Ontology annotation, biological process: RNA methylation. The record is from RefSeq and is a predicted model, not a curated record. Bases 243 to 971 code for a protein of 242 amino acids.
AGUGUCACAUUGCUACCAAUAUAAAACUAUGUAUUAAUAUUAAUAGUGGGGUUAUGCACACGACAGGCUAGAAUUCGACCGACAGGGCACCAAUUUAAGAAUCCUUGAUUACUAUUUCUUGCUUUAAACACGUAAAAUGCAUUUAUAGCUUCUUAAUCUUAAAAAAAGUGCGAUUUACGACUAAGACAGCGCUGCCAACCUGACCAAACCACACAAACAUAACCUCUACAAACCAAAAUAAAAUGUUUAUAAAUCAAUUCACUCGAAAAUUUAGCACGUCAGUGAGACAUUUGAAAGCCGUCAAAGUAAAAAAUGCGAAAGGUUCCAGUUCACACGAGUGGCUGUCAAGACAGCUCUCGGACCCCUAUGUCGAAAAGGCAAAAAUGAUGAACUACAGGUGUCGCAGCGCAUUCAAAUUGCUCGAAAUGGACGACCGGUUUCAGAUUCUCAAGCCGGGACAGGUAGUUAUAGAUUGUGGGGCUGCCCCUGGUUCGUGGACUCAAGUGGCUGUUAAGAGGGUGAAUUCUGACGCGUCAGACACACGGGAGCCCCAAGGGAGGGUCAUCGCGAUCGAUAAACAGCAGAUUUUUCCCAUUGAUGGGGCUGUCAUUUUGGGUAAUGUGGAUUUUACGACGUCGCAGACGCAGUCGAAGAUUCUGGAGACUCUUGCGGGCCGCAAACCCCACGUUGUUUUGUCAGAUAUGGCCCCCAAAGCCACCGGAGUCACCCAUUUGGAUAACGAAAAUAUUAUUCAUUUGUGUUACGUGACGUUGCGAUUCGCCGCACAAGUGUCAGAAGUUGGUGCUACUUUAGUUGUCAAACUGUGGCAGUGUGGCCAAGCUAAGCAACUAGAGACUGAUUUUAGUAAGUUUUAUAGUAAAGUAAAAUAUGUUAAACCCAACUCCAGCCGGACUGACUCCGCCGAAAUCUUCCUCCUCGCCAGAAAUUUCAAAGGUUUAAUAAAACAAUAAGUAAAAAAUA